Molecule: messenger RNA, 1583 nt
Organism: Eublepharis macularius
Lineage: Eukaryota; Metazoa; Chordata; Lepidosauria; Squamata; Eublepharidae
Gene: SH3GLB1
Product: SH3 domain containing GRB2 like, endophilin B1
Exons: 9
Coding region: 138-1238 (366 amino acids)
Biological process (GO): membrane organization
Cellular component (GO): membrane; cytoplasm
Molecular function (GO): protein binding
Source: RefSeq, a predicted model, not a curated record
ACAACUCCUGACUCUUCCCCUUUCACCGCUGCCGCCGCCUUGGCAGCAGCUUCUGAAGGAAGGAAACGCGGCGGCGGGUGGGCGCCGCCGCCGGCAACGCCCCCCUCCCGCCUUCCUCUGCCCGAGCUCAGCUGAAGAUGAACAUUAUGGAUUUCAACGUGAAGAAACUGGCGGCUGACGCCGGCACAUUCCUCAGCCGCGCGGUGCAGUUUACUGAAGAGAAGCUUGGUCAAGCAGAGAAGACUGAAUUUGAUGCUCACUUAGAAAACCUUCUCAGCAAAGCAGAAUGCACUAAACAUUGGACAGAAAAAAUUAUGAAGCAGACAGAAGUUUUGUUACAACCAAAUCCAAAUGCUAGAAUAGAAGAGUUUGUCUAUGAGAAGUUAGACCGCAAAGUGCCAAGUCGUGUGAAUAACCCAGAAUUACUGGGUCAGUAUAUGGUCGAUUCUGGCACUGAGUUUGGUCCAGGAACAGCAUAUGGAAACGCUCUCAUUAAAUGUGGAGAAACACAAAAACGAAUUGGAGCAGCGGACAGAGAACUAAUUCAGAUGGCUGCAAUAAACUUCCUCACUCCGCUAAGAAAUUUUAUAGAAGGCGAUUAUAAAACAAUUACUAAAGAACGUAAAUUAUUACAGAAUAAAAGACUAGAUUUGGAUGCUGCCAAAACCAGACUGAAAAAGGCAAAGGUAGCAGAAGCGCGAGCUGCAUCUGAACAGGAAGUCAGGAUAGCCCAAAGUGAGUUUGACCGGCAAGCUGAAAUUACUAGACUUCUUCUGGAGGGCAUCAGCAGUACACAUGCACAUCAUCUUCGUUGUCUGAAUGAUUUUGUAGAAGCUCAAAUGACUUAUUAUGCACAGUGUUACCAAUAUAUGUUGGAUCUUCAGAAACAGCUUGGAAGCUUUCCAUCUACGUUCCUUGCUAACAAUAACCAGUCGUCUUCAACCUGCGCUCCAAGUAGUUCUACUACUACGCCCUCUGCUUCUGUUACAGCUUCGCUGUCUUCAAUCAGCAAUUCAGCAGUGACUUCAAGCUUUAGUGAACUGAAGUCAUCAAGUGGCAACAGAAAAGCCAGAGUGCUUUAUGAUUAUGAUGCUGCAAAUAGUAGUGAAUUAUCACUACUUGCUGAUGAGGUGAUAACAGUAUACAGUGUCCCUGGCAUGGAUUCAGACUGGCUGAUGGGUGAAAGAGGAAAUCAGAAGGGCAAAGUGCCUAUUACUUACUUAGAACUGUUAAACUGAAUGACUGGCUUGUAUAAAAACUGCCAGUUAAGUUGAGAACAUAUUUAUAUGCAAUUAACAUUAUAUAAUACAGGUUUCAGUGUCUUCCUUAUUAAUGUCUAAAGUGUCAAGGAUACCAGCCUUUAGAAGUGGGCUUUUCUGCCAAUAUUGUUGCAUGGUAGAGACUAUUCAGAUUUGUGCUUUUACUUAAGUGCCAAGAAUGUGUUUCCUACAGAAUAUUGUUUCUACUGGACUUUUCACUAACAAAUGUCUACUUUUGAGUAAUCUAAAUUGAAAGGAGGUGCUGUUUUCUACAGAACUUUUCAUAUGACAAACUUCUUCACAAACAAUAAAUAGUUAAAUGAC